Molecule: messenger RNA, 372 nt
Organism: Arabis nemorensis
Lineage: Eukaryota; Viridiplantae; Streptophyta; Magnoliopsida; Brassicales; Brassicaceae
Source: the annotation of a GenBank genome assembly
AUGUCAUCAUCUUCGUUAGCUACCGAGGAUGAAAACAGCGUCGUUUCAUCAGCCAACAUCCUCGCGUAUAAGGUUGAGGCUGAUUCUUCGCCAGUGGUGAAGAAUCAGGUGGUAGGGUGGCCUCCGGUGUGUUCUUAUAGGAGAAAGAAGAAGAAUGAGGAAUGUUCUGGAAUAUUCUGUAGGAUUGUACGUAUAAAAUGUGUAGGAUUGGUGUUGAAGAACGGCGAGAAGUGCGAGUACGCUAUUAUAUACGAGGACAAGGAUGGAGAUUGGAUGCUCGUUGGAGAUGUACCUUGGCAGAUGUUCAAAGACUCAUGCAAGAGACUGAGGAUUGUGAAGAGAUCAUAUGCAGCCGGUUUUGGUCUACAGUGA